Camelina sativa (false flax) is the source of this 1024-nucleotide messenger RNA. NCBI's taxonomy places the organism in Eukaryota, Viridiplantae, Streptophyta, Magnoliopsida, Brassicales, Brassicaceae. The record is from RefSeq and is a predicted model, not a curated record.
AAAAAAUUUCCCGACAUUUCUUUCUUUCUUUUUCUCUUUCUCUCUUUCUCUCCUUCUCUCCUUCUCUCCUUCUCUCCCGAUCAAAGUGUCGAUCCGUCAAAGGAAGAGCUGGUUUAAUCGGAGGGUAUAGAAUCUGUGGAGUUUUGGGUCGGAGGCGAGUUGAAUCGGCAGAGAUGUUAUCGGAGGCGACGGUAGCGGUGGCGAUUUGAAUCGUCGUGGAGAUUGACUCGUGGAAGGUUCGAGAAGCUUCAGUAAACGGAAAUGGCGAAGAAGAGCUCCGAUUCGAGCCAUGAGCAACCUCCUUUGAGUUAUCGUAAGAGCGUCAAAAUCAAAGCCACGCCGGAUCAAUUUUUCGUUUGGAGAGAGUUCUUAUGGGGAGGUUUAGCUGGAGCUUUUGGAGAAGGGAUGAUGCAUCCUGUAGAUACUCUCAAAACCCGACUUCAAAGUCAGAUUAUCAUGAAUGCAACUCAGAGGCAACAACAACAAGUUAUUUCAGCUUUCAAGCUUUUAUAGGGGCGAUGAUCUUACCACUUGCACACAUUCACUGCUCGGCGCAGAACUGAACUUGUACAGUCUUCCUAUCUUAAAAUGUUGUGUAGUUGCAGGUGGGCAUCCAUUGUUCUUACAACCCUUUUGAUUCGAGGAUUGACAGUUCCUCUCAUGAUUCACAAUGAAAAAUGGAGGUUAAGGCAAAUGAUACUGAAACUUCUAGCAACGUGCUUGUGUAAAGACAGCUCAGAUUCAUGGCCGAAGCACUGAGAGCUGCGAGUAUUUCUACUCAAAACGCAAUGCCCACUUCAGGUUAUCAGCAAGUGUUUCCCACUGGUAAUCACCAGUCCUUAGCUGCUAUGCUUCCGCAAUACAAAACUCAAGCAACCGCUCUAUAUCUUUAUUUUAGUUAAGCAUGUGAUGUUUGUUUUCCAUUCUAACUCUUUUUUUUUUUAUUCAUUCUUUAACAGCUUAAAGAAAGCUAGAUGAUGAGUAUAGAGCCCUUGUGUCUAUUGUAAUAUGUAUUAAUGUUUUA